Molecule: messenger RNA, 516 nt
Organism: Musca vetustissima
Lineage: Eukaryota; Metazoa; Arthropoda; Insecta; Diptera; Muscidae
Product: protein shisa-5
Exons: 5
Coding region: 67-516 (149 amino acids)
Source: RefSeq, a predicted model, not a curated record
CAAAACUUUACGAAACUGGGUUACCUAGAGGAUUUCGACGAUAUCCACGAAGAUUUCGACGGCGACAUGGAUUUCUGGGGAAUAUGUUUCAUGUUCUUCUUCGUGUUUGUCAUCUUUAGCUGCUGUGGCUAUUGUUGUACGAAGAAACGUCGUGGAACUGUCUUAUCAGCACCAAUUGUUGUAACAUCAGCCACACAUACAGCACCUGGUGGUUAUCCUGUCACACAAAUGCCUGUGUGUGCAACAACAACGGCAACACCAGCAGCAUAUCAUACACAAUCCUAUGCCACGCCGUAUCCUCCCCAAGGAGUUCCUACACAAAUGCCGAUGCCAAUGCCAGCAUCACAGCCACCAGCUCCAGGUGUUCAACCCUAUGCAGCACCCUAUCCACCAGCAAUGAUGCCAUCAGCAGCCCCUCCAUCCUAUGAUGUGGCAGUGGGCGGUGCUGGAGCCGGUGUACCCAAAAAUGGUAGUUAUGAAAAACAGGCGCCAUAUAAUCCAAAUUUUAACUGUUGA